AUUUUUUAAAUGAAAAAAGGAGUAUCCAUACAAUAAUUGAGAGUCUUAAGACUUGCGGAAUUUGCAGGCUCCAAGAUCCCUCUUUUCCUACACCCCAUCUCUGAUUCCUUCUUCCAAUCUUCGUCGAGAAGCUUCAAAUCCGUGAAGCAAGAAAUGGGUGUUGUGUUGAAGCUAGUAGACGUCAUUUUGUUGCUCUUCUUCCUUCUCAUAGCAGUGGUUGCUCCUCUGAUUGAUGCUCAAACGUGUCUUCCUCACACUUACUUCCCCGACAUCCUCGUACAACUUAAGACAUGGUACACCCAAGAGUACGAUGAUUACCUUGUGGCGGAAAAGCCUCAUUUUUUCGUUGGUCUUGUUUGGCUUGAGCUUCUCUUCCAAUGGCCCCUUGCUCUCCUCAACCUCUAUGCCAUUUUCGCUUCCAAGCCUUGGUUCAACACCACUUGCUUGAUCUAUGGUGUCUCUGUCUUCACUUCCAUGGUUGCUGUAUUAACAGAAAUGAUGGGUUCCAAGAGGGCAUCUGAGAAGCUAUUGACAUUGUACUUCCCUUUUUUGGCUCUGAGUAUUCUGGCUACUCUAAGAGGGUUGCUGAACCAUUCCUCCAAGACCACUUCAUCUCUUGGCAAGCGACCUGCAUUGGCGAGGAAAAAGCGAGCUUGAAAUUGUAGGGAUUGAAUAAAAAAUGACAAAAUGGAAAGAGAAGCAUGAUUGUUGGCGUUGAAGGGAUAAAGCAUGCCAAUGCCCCCCACCUGUAACCAAAUUUUUGUAUGUUUUUAAUGUUGA
This is a messenger RNA of Abrus precatorius (Indian licorice), 780 nucleotides long. RefSeq names its product sigma intracellular receptor 2. The record is from RefSeq and is a predicted model, not a curated record. The coding region runs from base 154 to 657 and encodes 167 amino acids. Lineage: Eukaryota; Viridiplantae; Streptophyta; Magnoliopsida; Fabales; Fabaceae. The transcript has 2 exons. Gene Ontology annotation, cellular component: endoplasmic reticulum.